UCUGUGUCCAACUCACUUAACUGCGACCGAGCCUGCAACCCGCGCAUGGGUAACUUGGCAAAGGGCAGAGUUGUGACCAGUCGCUCCGAGUGCGGCGCCAAUUCCUCAGAGCGCUUUUGCGUCUUCAACCAUGCAGCGGUAGUUCCCCGUAGUCGCCGCCCGAGGGAGUUCUGCUCGCUGCCACCUGCAUGCGGCAAGUGCAACGCAUCCAUCACUGGCCAGGCGCACCCCGCAUCGGCCAUGAGCGACUCAUCGUCCCUUACGUGGUGGCAGUCGGCAGCGGGCGUGGACGAGGAGACGCUGCGUCUAGACUUGGAGACGGAAUUCAUCUUCACGCAUCUAAUCGUAGUGUUCCGCUCUCCGCGACCCGCCGCUAUGGUGCUGGAGCGCUCCCAGGACCGCGGACGCACAUGGAGCCUCCUCAAGUAUUACGCACGAGACUGCGUAGAUGCGUUCGGAUAUUCAGAGGGGUUGCUUGCCGGGGAGAGCGGUACGACGUGUACGUCCAAAUAUUCGGGAGCGUUUCCUUGCACCGGUGGAGAGGUGAUCUAUCGGGCCCUGCCAACCUGGAACUCUGUGGACCCUUAUAGCCCAACUGCACAGGAGCAACUUCUUAUCACCAACCUGAGGGUUCGUUUAUUGCGGCGCCAACAGUGUCCCUGCCAGGCCAAGCUGCCGGGAGCAGCUCUGCUGCCCACCGACCAUUACGCCAUUUCUCACUUGGUCAUUAAAGGCAGCUGUCUGUGCAACGGACACGCUGAUCAAUGUGUGCCAACCGAGGGCCUCCGGCGUAGCCCGCAGCAGACUGUGGACAUGGUUCAUGGCAAAUGUGUGUGCAGACACAACACAGCCGGUGACCACUGCGAGCGCUGUGCACCGCUAUAUAAUCAACAACCCUGGCGAGCAGCCAAUGGCAUCAGUGGGAUGCCACAUGAGUGCCAGAAGUGCAAGUGUAAUGGCCAUGCCAGGAGAUGUCACUUCCACCGUGGACUGUGGUUAGCAUCAGGCCGGCGGAAUGGAGGCGUGUGCGACGACUGCCGCCACAACACGGUGGGCCGACACUGCCAGAACUGUAAAAAGGGUUUCUUUAGGGAUCCCAGUCUUCCAAAAACAGCAAAGGACUCCUGCAAACCCUGUUCGUGCCAUGGUGUUGGCUCUGUCUUCACGGGGGGCUUGGCCCUGUGUGACCCUGCCAGUGGUCAGUGCCCAUGUAAACCAGGUGUGGGUGGUCCCCGCUGUGACCGCUGCGCAGUGGGACACUGGGGGCUUCACCAAUAUGGCUGCCAGCCAUGUGACUGUCCGGAGCUGUGUGACCCUUAUACUGGUGACUGCAUUGCUGGCUCACAGGUGCAGGCCACAGGGCAACACAAGGACAGUAAUGAAGAUGCCUCACACUUCAGACCAGAGGAGUUUUUCUCUGCACUGCACCAUUCUGAGAAAUGCAAAUGUGUCGAAAUGACCCUGAGCAACCACAAACUCUUUUGUGCAGCUGAAUAUGACUAUGUACUGCUGGGCAAGGUGAUGUCAGCUCACGAUAAAGGCUCCCAUGCUGAGGUUGAAGUCAAGGUGAAGAAGGUUUUGUACCAGAGGCCUCAUGUGAAGAUCCAGAGAGGAAUUGUUACCCUUCACCCGGAACCCUGGACCAGGCGAGGAUGUACUUGUCCCAUCCUUAAUCCAGGCUCUGAAUACCUGGUGGCUGGCCAUGAGCUCUGGAGAAAUGGCAGACUCAUUGUGAACGGCAAGAGUCACGUUUCACCAUGGGUGUCCAGUCUGAGCCGCAAGAUCAUCCACAUGCUCCAGAGAGACUGCAGACUGCGGUAA
Molecule: messenger RNA, 1821 nt
Organism: Nerophis lumbriciformis (worm pipefish)
Lineage: Eukaryota; Metazoa; Chordata; Actinopteri; Syngnathiformes; Syngnathidae
Source: RefSeq, a predicted model, not a curated record